This is a messenger RNA of Daphnia magna, 1329 nucleotides long. Its product is annotated as transmembrane protein 205. The record is from RefSeq and is a predicted model, not a curated record. Lineage: Eukaryota; Metazoa; Arthropoda; Branchiopoda; Diplostraca; Daphniidae. Bases 61 to 1047 code for a protein of 328 amino acids. The transcript has 4 exons.
AGCCGUUUGGUUCAUUUUACAGUCAUUCACAGCGCAAAGCCGAGAAAAGAACGUCAAACCAUGUGCCAGAUCGUGAGUAGCAAUCGGAGUGACGUAGAGGACAUUUCGACGUCACUCCCAGCGCGCCGAAUCAUGCGUAGGCCUCACUUUGUAGGCAAUUCCAAGGAUAUUCUGCUCUGUCCGGUGAUGGGCAAACUCGCGCUCCCGCCCGACCAAUUCGAGAAGAAGAGAAGAGCCGGGCCGUCGGCUCCACCGCCCGUCCCGUCUUUAGCUAAAGAGGAGAAACAUUCUUGCCUUAUUUGUUCUCACUUUGUUGAAGAUGCGUCUGCCGGCUCAUCUCCUUCGCCUACCAAUAGCGAAGUCACCUUCGUGUCAGUUUUUCAGGUACUUCGCCGAUCAACCCAGCCGGCUCAUUUCCUCAUCAUGUCUGCAGUCAUAGCCUUGGCUAUGAUUUUUUAUCCGGGUAAGACGAGCCUCGUCAAGCUCGAAAUUCAAACGCCCGUCGACUCUACCCUAUGGCCGCUACUCUAUCUCUCCUCUUUCAGCCUACUGUUCGGAGCCCAAAUGUGGAUGACGUUCGUUUCAGGCCUCGUUCUACUUUUCAUUUUGCCUCGUCACACCUUCGCCUGUGUCCAGAGUGCACUGUUUCCAAAGUACAUGAUUCUCAACGGUGUUACCGCCUUGGCCGUCCUUAUCAGCUUCGUGCAAACGAAGAAAGUUUGGUCUUCACAAGAGAACUACCAGGUUAUGGGACUGACGGUCAACUGUUUGUGUCCCCUGAUUGCGCGCAUCAUCGUCGUACCGAGUUUACUCGAGCGCAUCAAAGCCAAAGUGAUUCUGGAACGAGCCGCUGGACACGGGCCGGAAGCGGGACCCAAACUGACAUCAGCUACCGACGCACUUCUGCAGCAGUGCCCUACGUACCGUCGAACGUGUCAACGUUUCCGCCAACUUCACGCUAUCGUAGCCACCGUUAAUAUCGUCACGCUUGCCUGCAACGCCUUCCACUUGUACUAUCUCGCCUCUAAAAUCUCUUUUCAUCACUAACUCGAGAAAAGGAGCUCUCGCUAACUUGAAAUUACUUUUUCUCAACAUUUACCCCCCCUUCUCCUGCCCAUUAAUAACUUUGCAACAAAGUGAAGAUGUCUUUGUAAACAACGACUGGAUAUUAUUUAUGCAAAAUUUUUAUCAUCUAGGUGCAUUGUAGCUUUUUCUUUUGUAUUUCGUACGUGUGACAUUAAACACAAGCGACAGUAAGAAAAAAAAAAAUUAAAAUUUUUUAAAAUUCAAAUAACAACGAAUAAUAAAAAGACUUAGUUUUCUGCUUCA